Messenger RNA from Phacochoerus africanus (Common warthog), 1000 nucleotides. RefSeq names its product UFM1 specific peptidase 1 (inactive) (gene UFSP1). Bases 423 to 851 code for a protein of 142 amino acids. The record is from RefSeq and is a predicted model, not a curated record. NCBI's taxonomy places the organism in Eukaryota, Metazoa, Chordata, Mammalia, Artiodactyla, Suidae. The transcript has a single exon.
GCCCCGCGGGUCGGCCUCGACGUUGUCAAGGGGCGGCCCCUCUCUCCGCUGCUACGUGGGGCCCGCACGCAGAGUCUGCCCGCAGCUGGCCCGAGCUUCGGGGCCGAGAGGACGCGCUGGAGCCCGGAGUUCGCUUCGCGCCGCACGGAGACCGCACCUGCCCGGCCCGGCGACCACCGCGCCCACCCACCGCCCUGGAGCCGCUGAAGGAUGUCCACUUGGGCCUGGACCCGCCCGCCCGCGGCCCCGCUCGCCUGGCUCUCCUCUCGGGCCAUUACCUCUAUUACCACUACGGCUGCGACGGCCUGGAUGACCGGGGCUGGGGCUGCGGUUACCGCACUCUGCAGACUUUGUGCUCGUGGCCAGAGGGCCGGCCGACGGGGGUACCCGGGCUGGCUGCCGUGCAGGCGGCCCUGGAGGACAUGGGAGACAAGCCACCUGGCUUCCGGGGCUCUCAGAGCUGGAUCGGGUGUAUAGAGGCCAGCCUCUGCCUGGAUCAUUUCGGGGGGCCUCAGGGGCGCCUAUGGCACGUGCCCCGUGGAGCAGGGCUUCAGGGGGAGCUGGAGAGGCUCUACUCUCACUUUGCAGGAGGCGGGGGGCCUGUAAUGGUUGGCGGGGAUGCAGAUGCCCAGGCCAAGGCCUUGUUGGGAGUGUCCCUGGGGCCAGGCACAGAAGCCUAUGUCCUGGUAUUGGACCCUCACUGCUGGGGUGCUCCGAAAAACCCCAGUGAAUUACAGGCUGCUGGGUGGGUGGGCUGGCAAGAGGUAAGCACAGCCUUUGACCCUAACUCCUUCUACAACCUGUGCUUGACCAGCUGUAACUCGGAAAAGCAGCGAAAUGCCUUGGACUGAGGCUAAGGUCCCAGAACCGAAACAUCUCUAGUUCCAUAUACACUCACCUACCCCCAACUCAAAGGCAGAGGCUGCCUGACAUCAGGCCCCCAGGAAGUCCCAGCAAAACCUGGGACCUUUGGUGUCAAUAAAGUGGCAAGGCCCAGCUA